Wickerhamiella sorbophila is the source of this 2211-nucleotide messenger RNA. Its product is annotated as SPS-sensor component SSY1. The record is from RefSeq and is a predicted model, not a curated record. NCBI's taxonomy places the organism in Eukaryota, Fungi, Ascomycota, Dipodascomycetes, Dipodascales, Trichomonascaceae. Gene Ontology annotation, cellular component: membrane. Gene Ontology annotation, molecular function: amino acid transmembrane transporter activity. The transcript has a single exon. Gene Ontology annotation, biological process: amino acid transmembrane transport. Bases 1 to 2211 code for a protein of 736 amino acids.
AUGCCUCCAGAUGCGCCGUGGAAAAACCUCUUUCCAGAACCAGGGAGAAUAGACCAAUAUGAGGACAGCUCGGUGCACAUCGGUAGUGCCUCGGAGGCUGAUUUUGUGGAGAUCAUCGACGACGAUGUCGCCUCUAGCGUUUGUCUCGACGACCAGGAGGUCGAUGUCAAACUAGAAGACGCUUUGGAGGUCGUCAAUCAAAUGGCAGCAAAAACCCAAUUGACAGACUACGACGAGUAUAACAAAAAAGUCGCCCAGGAUCUCAUUGCUCGGUCCCAUCUCACCCACAAGCGGCUGUUUAACGCCCCCGACCGGAUCCCCCAUGGGUAUGUGGAACUCCUUGGUAAGGGUGAAAGUGACUAUAACCAGGACGAUGUUUCGGCUAGAAAGGGUUCUAUAUUCUCCGGUCACGAUGUUGAAUCGCUGGCAACGCUGGAUCUAGAUUUUAUUGACGACCCGCUUUUUUCAAUGCCCCGCAGUGGGUUGCGCCGUGAUAUUCGGCCUCGUGACUUUUAUAUGGUUGUUUUGGGUGGCUAUAUUGGGCUAGCAUUUUUCAAGGAUGCAGCGAAGGGGCUGUGGAUCAGUGGCCCUGUGUUUACACUCUUGACUUUUCUCAUGUCUGGAGUAAUGUUUUAUCUCAUGAUGGGAGGCCUGGCUGAAAUGGUUGCUCUAGUGCCUCAUAAUGCUGGCUAUACAGGCAUCAUAAAUAUGAUAUUUGACCGCUCGCUAGCCACUGCAUUCGGCUUCUCGUACUGGCUGCAGUCGUGCCUGCGGGUCGCCUAUGAAGUUAUUUUGACGGUAUCGCUAUUCUCGUUUUUCCCCAUUCUCAACCAGCCUGAUCACAGCAGCAUGGUAUGGCUCACUUUUAUUGUCAUGCUCGUAGUUGGUGUCAACUUCUUGUAUGUCCGCGUGUGGGGUCGUAUAAUGGCCUUCACCGCUUUCAUCAGCUUGCUUCUCAUUGCCGUCCUCAACAUGUUCAAUUUGCUUUUGGAUACGGGCCAUGUUGGGCCUCUACAUAACUAUAUUGGUGCAACGUAUUGGUCAUAUGGUACAACCGACGGCAUCAGUCACGGUCCGUUGAAGACAGUAUUUGGGCAGCGGGAAAUUGGUGGAAGUACUGGCAGAUUUUUAGGGUUUUGGAUGGCUUGGUUCGUAUCGGCAUUUGGAUUCACGGGUGCGGAUGUAAUUUUUGUCCCCACGGCCGAAAUCCGCAAUCCUCGCAGAGUCGUACCAGGAUCUAUGAAAAUCCUACCGUAUCGAAUUGGUAUCGUAUUCUUAUUAUCACUUUUUAUUGUUCUAUUUGUGGUGAAUUCAGGCGAUGGCAUGCUGGGAUCUCUCACUUCGUACUUUGAAGAAACUGUGAAAACUGGAAGCAGGUGUGGCAUAGGAGUGAGCGAAUGGAAAGCGUUUUCCGGUGUUACUGUCAAGUCUGUAUGGAUCGUGGCUUUCUUGCAGCAGAAUGUUUGCUAUGCCGCAUUCGCAGCCGCUGCUUUCUUUAUUUAUAUCGGUGUGCUAGCUGCCGCGGGCCACCUGUUUGUCGCAUCCAGAGUGCUCCAUGGAUUGGGGCAACUAGGAAUGGUAUGGAGACGGGUUUCCACAACGACGAGGAAUGGAGUGCUAAUUAUAGCCGUGUCUGUUUCGUCGCUCUUUGCCUUGACGGCCUACAUUACCGCCGGUGCAAAUGCAGCUUCAUACUAUACUUUUCUGGCUGAGUGGGUCGUCACUUCGAUUUGGCUGCAGUGGUCCGUGCUAUGUUUGACCUACUACAAGUUCUACAGAGUUGUUCAGAACCACCCCUCGCUGGAUCGUGACAGUGAAGAGUAUCCCUACCGAGCGCCUUUGCAACCGUACGCGUCUAUAGUGUGCGGCUGUAUUUGCUUAUUCUUGGCACUCUUUGCAGGAGUUCCAGAGAUGCUUGCCAGAAAAGGAUUCCACGUGCUUGUCUUUUUGGGGUUGUAUUGUCCCAUUUUUGUAUUCUUUGCAGUUUUCGUUCUGCACAAGCUGUAUUUUAAAACCAAAAUGAUCAAGAACGAAGACGUGAACCUUGAUCUCUACAAAAACUUUAUGGACCGCCAAGAAUGGGAAGAGGAUCGCGUGUAUACAAAGAGUUUCCGCGGAACACUGUGGCAGGCGAAGGCGAAAGCCAAGAGUAAAUGGGAUCGCCGGAUUCGACCCAUGCUACGAAAGAAACUGCAUUCGAAAGAAAGCUAA